Molecule: messenger RNA, 407 nt
Organism: Durusdinium trenchii
Lineage: Eukaryota; Dinophyceae; Suessiales; Symbiodiniaceae
Source: the annotation of a GenBank genome assembly
GUCACCAAAGAUUUGGCAUACUUCUUUAAUGUAGAGGUGUGCUCAAACGCCGCAGAAGAAGAACGACUGCUACAGAUCUAUCAUAAGGAGCUCUCGGAGCGCCUGCGAAGCCUGGGCGAUCCAGUUCCGGACCUGGAGCAGUUCCGAACCUCGCUGGAGCUGGCGCUGUGCGAUUGGCGGCGCUUUUCGGAGAUCGGCCUCGGCGGCUGGGGCGACAGCAGCGCCACCAAGCGGGUGAUGAAGGUCCUCGAGCGUUUGGACCAUGGCAAGGCUUUGGCGUCGGAAGAGGCCUACAUCGCAGCCAUGCAGAAGGAGUUCCCAGCGUAGCUGACGGAGAAACAAGCCAAUGGACGGGUGAAUGGAUCAGGGAGGUUUGCUGGGCGAAUUCUGACCUACUGCGGCCUGGG